Messenger RNA from Trypanosoma conorhini, 3132 nucleotides. RefSeq names its product exocyst complex component 6. The transcript has a single exon. Gene Ontology annotation, cellular component: membrane; exocyst. The record is from RefSeq and is a predicted model, not a curated record. The coding region runs from base 1 to 3132 and encodes 1043 amino acids. Gene Ontology annotation, biological process: Golgi to plasma membrane transport; intracellular protein transport; exocytosis. NCBI's taxonomy places the organism in Eukaryota, Euglenozoa, Kinetoplastea, Trypanosomatida, Trypanosomatidae.
AUGGAGGUAGGAACAGACGCCGAGCACAAUGAGAAGGUGCAAACUAUUUUGCGGGACAUGGGCGAUAGUCCGCAUAUUCUCUACCACACAAAAGAGCCCCUACGUCUUCAUCGCCACGGCAAACUGAAGAAGGUGUUUCUCGUCGCAACACCCUAUCAUGUGUACCUAAUCAAGGCAAAGGGAAUCUCGUUUUACGCGAGGUGGCAGAAUAGGCUGCUGACAGUCAGCUCUACUCAAAAUACCAUUUGCAUUGGGGCGGCUGGGUUGUCGCAGGUGCAGCAGCUGCAGAACUCGGGCCAAGGUGUGCCCGCCGCAGUAGACGAGGAGGACCCGGAGUUCGCGACGGCAAAAAUUGAGUGUGCCUCCGUGCUGGAGGCGACGGAUACGGAGCGGUGGCUACAAAAGCUUGCUGCGGGCGCACGACUGCGCGCGGAGCAGUUGGAAAACGACGAAAGUCAUCCCGCACCGAAUGCGCCGCAGGAAGCGAAGGAAGCGGAGGAUGAGUGGAGUGGUGCUGACAGUGAAGUUAGCGAGGAUGACGCUGGCCCCAUGUGGGGGCAACAGCAAGUCCUUCUGCAGCGGCCACGGGAAGGUGAGUCAAACAGCCUGUUUCAGAAAGCCCCAUCAAGGUACCUUGCUGUGGCAUCUUUGGUGGAUGGGGAGUUUACGGAUUACACCGCACUAAAGAAUGCAUAUCUUCGCAACGAGGAGGACAUUCUGCAGGAGGAUCUCGCAGCCUUUGUAAAGGAAAAUGAGGGACAGGUGGAGAAGCUCUGCGAGAGUCAUUAUCCAGCCUUCCUCCAUGCGGCACGGCAGUGCUUUUCCAUUUCGGAGCAGGACGCCGAGCUGGUGGGCCAGGAGCUAAGUGGUGCCACCACACUUACCCGUUCCUCCGUGUUGGAGAUGAAGCGGUCGGCGGCCGACCUCAACUUGUCACGCUGUGUCAAGCAAAACUUGGCGCAGGUUGGGUCCAUACUGCGCAGCACGCUGGAGUUGGCGGAGAUUCUGGAGACGGUGGAAACACGGGUGCAGAAACAGCAGUUGCUGGGGGCCGUGGUGGCCUUGAAGCAGCUUAUGCGGGUAGCUGCCCCGUUCGCCGAAUACGCGCUCGGCGAGUAUGUGAUUCAUCACCGGGUGCCACAGCUAUCGCAGGACAUCUUUACAGCUGCCGUGCAUGACUUCAAUGCAUGGCUGAAGCUGUUGCGAGACUCCUCAUUGCCUAUUGGCGCUGCCGCUCUAAAGUGGGAGGGGGCUGUGCAAACUGGCUCAGUAGAGAAGAAGUUGCGAGUUUCGGACGACGGCGAAUGGUGGGUAGAAAUGAGUUACGUAAGAGCCUGCAUUAGGCGCGCCCCCUUCACAGAGUCGUCUAGUAUCUCAAAUAUUUUGUAUGGAGCCUCAAUACAAGAGGUGUUUGAGGAGCUUCGCCAUGGGAUGUACUACCGCAAUUAUUACGCCGAAAGUCGUACGCAGCAGGCGAAGCUGGACCUUUAUGAGCUGUCCAUGUUUUCCGAGGCGCUCAGUGGGGAGCUUCUCGUGGCGGAAUUAGAAAAGUACUGCGCGACGGCAUUGGGUUUUGUGCUCAUCGAGGAUAUUGUGCACAACAUCACUGAGCCGCAUGUACAGUCAACGACAGAAAUCAUCUGCAUGUGGGAAAAGCUGUCGCAGGCCAUGGCGGAUCGAGCAAGACACGUCUCCACGCUACUUGUUAGCGACCCCAACUACACGGCGCGGAUGAUGGAUGUCUUUCGGCUCCUGCGCAGCUCUCUCGGUAUUGUGGUGGACUGUGUCAAGAGUGUGCGGCUGAGUCCUCUCAUACUGUCGCUCGUUGUGGAGUCCAUGAGUGACAGCAUUAUCAGCUCGUGGUUGCAGGAAGCCUGCGUGGAGGCAACUCAGGGCGUCCUCACCGACACGCUUUCGCCGUUGACGGCUACGACUCCCGACGAGUAUCACGCGUAUGUGACACGGUUUUACUUAGAUCGUUGUAAGUCCAUUGAGCUUCCGCUGCCGCCCUCACCUGACUUUACUGCAGGAGUUGUGACGCUGCCCUACGCCCUCAUGGUUCCUGUGAUUGGUGAGGUGGCGUUAAGGUUUCUCUCACAGUGCCACUCCAUCCUGGUGGUGGACGAGGGCGCGGUGGUGCGGCAGUCCGAGCUCAACAAUGUGGAUGAGAUGCUUCUCAAGUACCUCUCUGUGCUGUUUAGAACCGUGGCAGAACUGCUGCAGGGACACUUGGCCACCGUCGCCGAGCGGGCCGUGAUGCAGCUCGCGGUGUACGUGACUUCGUGCGCAACGAUGAGCGUGAUUGUCUCCUGCGUGGAGCAGCAGUUUGUACUUGCGUGGCACGUCGCUUAUGACGAGGGCAAACGGGAGACACUCGGCGCGCCACGGCUGCUAGCCAAUUCGGCAACGCUUUUUGCAAAGGCUGUGCAGAAGGGCAUUGAACGACUCCUCAGCGCGUUCACCGCAGAGACAGAAGACCGGCUGCGGCCCGUGGCGAACCUGGACUACUGGAAGAGACUUGUAGAGGUUCGGUGUGCCGCGGCGUCGACAACGGCGUCGGCAACGGCGACAAGGGCGAGCGGCAAGGACGACGCUGAGAAGGGCCUCCCGGAGGCGAUGGAGUACGUUAUUGCCAUGAUCCCGAAGCUAACGGCGGUUCUGCAGGUGUCGGUGGUGCGCAGUGUGUUGGGUACCGUCGUCGCCCACGCCGCCAUCACGACACAGGCGAAUCUGGGGGCCGCAAUUCGUGGCGGCUGCCGUGACGGCGCCGCCAGCGAUUUCGCCGCUCUGCGUGACUGCGUGCGUGAAUUUGAGCUACUCUGCGCAAUACAAAUUCCUCUCUGGCAGAAGCGCAUUGACACCGCCAUUAGCGGCAUUUCCGCGGCGCAGCGGUUUCCGUUGCAGCCGAAGCAGAUUGCCGACGAGCUUUUGUUGUGGAUCGAGCGCAAGGAGGCCGCCGCGGCGGCGGAGCAGGCGAACACCAAUCAAGUCCUCGCAGGCAUCGAGGAGGCCGGCAAGUUGGUGGCGAAGGGAGUGGGGAAGGGAAUUUACGCCGUUGGCCAAACCGUGAAGGGUGGCGCAAGCGCCAUUACAGGAGCUGCGAGCGCCCUUGCAGGUAAACGUGAGACGUAG